GACAUUUGCUUGCAAAACGUCGAGAGAAAAUAACAAACAUAUUUAUUAAAAAUAAACAUUAUUUACGGCUAGUGCAGCGCAAAAAUACGCGAACUAAAGCCAGCUGCUGAGCGUAAUUGACGCACACGCAUAAAAAGUGUAGAAAAAACUAGUUUUUACGUGGCGUCUCGAGUAUUGUUCAGCACUGCGAAAUUAAAUAAAUAGGUCAGAAAAUAAUUAAAAUCGGAUUAAAAUGGAUGUAAACAAGGGUUUCAAGUGCGAGGAGCCGGGCUGUGGCAAGGCGUUCUGGUAUAAAGCAGCACUAAAGCGUCACCUGAACACGCACAAGGAGAACGAUCCAGAUGCUCCGACUGUCACCUGGGGCUGCAGCGAGUGCACCAAGAUGUUCGCGACCAUCGAAUCCUUGCGGCGACACUAUAGAACGGCCCACGGGUCGGUGUAUGUGUAUCCCUGCGAGUUCGAAGGCUGCACCCAAAUGUUUCAACGCAAGGAUAAUCUCACCCGGCAUGCGGCCUCGCAUGCGGACAACAAGCAUUGUUGCGACAUUUGUGGCAAGUCCUUUGCCAGAAAGGACGCCAUGACACGGCAUAAAACCAUCCACGCCCGACAGCCCCAGGCAGCGAACAUAUCGGAUAGUCGUUCCCCAUCCAGCUCGAAUCCCGCCUCCCUACAAGUGCAUCGACGAUCUGUGGGCGCCAAAGUCUGAAAGGCACAAUAGACCAAAGGAACUUACGCCCACAGCGAACGUUUGACUGUGAAAAGCAUGUACAGCUCAUACUCUGGGUUGGCAACACACCCGGAGAAGGAGCGCAGGAGUUACAAUAUGAGGAAUUACCUAUAUAUACAUAACAAAGUUGAAUAUGAGGUUGGGAGCAUAUCCAAACAAUUAACCAUCAGAUAGGAGCGGUUCAAUAUAUUCAUAUAAAAUGUAUUAACGGUUGAAGAAAACCGAACGUGUUCUAAUGUUAAGUUCAAACAUGAAUUCAUACUUAAUAAUAUUCAAUUAAAUUAUAUGUAAAUAUUAUUCUA
Drosophila montana is the source of this 1029-nucleotide messenger RNA. RefSeq names its product zinc finger protein 479-like. The record is from RefSeq and is a predicted model, not a curated record. NCBI's taxonomy places the organism in Eukaryota, Metazoa, Arthropoda, Insecta, Diptera, Drosophilidae. Gene Ontology annotation, cellular component: nucleus. The transcript is spliced from 4 exons. The coding region runs from base 233 to 706 and encodes 157 amino acids. Gene Ontology annotation, molecular function: DNA-binding transcription factor activity, RNA polymerase II-specific; sequence-specific DNA binding. Gene Ontology annotation, biological process: regulation of transcription by RNA polymerase II.